UUGAUGAAUACGUUCUACGUGAACGGUGCAGUACAUGUUUUCGUAAAAAAUUUCAGUCGGUCUGUCCAACUGCAGACAUUUUCUCCUUUUCUUUUUGUUUUCAUUCGUUUUGACCAUCGUAUUUGAGCCGAGUGUUUUCAUUUGUAAAUAACAUUGUGCGCUUGCUUAUCUUGAUUAAGAUUGUUUUUCAUGGCUAAAAAUAUCACUACGAAUGCGAAAGAAUCAUCGGCCAACACUUCAAUUCGAACUAAUUCAGAUCAGUCAUUUGCAUCAAGCAGUAAACAAAACGUAAAACGUGCCGUUGCCAAACGUAUCAUUUUGAAUCCAUCUUCCGAUGCAACAUUCACUGAUCAAUCUAAUUCAAAAUGUCAGCAAAAUUGUCGAACGAAAAAAUCAACGAGGUCAAAUCAAUCUUCAUCAGUGACCAAUGGUCAUAGAAUAAUCUCCUACAUGGAAGAAAUUCGUCGAAUGAUGCACGCUUUCGGCGAUGUACGUCAGCCAUUAAUCGAAUCGGCUCGUAUGAUCGAAUCAAUUGUUCGCCAUCAGAUGACCAUGCUUUUGUUGGAAGCUCAACGUGUAGCCCAAAUGCGUCAUUCACAGUCAUCGUCGACGACAAACACAUCUCGAACACAUAUCAGUGUGGAAGAUUUUAUUUUUCUUCUCAAACAUGAUCGACAUCGUUUGGCCAAAUUAAUUCGAUAUUUGAAAUUCAAAGAUAUGAAACUUAAAGUAUUAUCAUCUUCAUUGGUAGAUAGUAAGGAAAAAUCAACAAAACAAUCGAAAAUUUCCAAAUCACAAAUGGAAUCCUUAUAUAACGAUGUCAAAAGUGAAUUACAGGCCGAUGAUUCUGACGAAUGGAAUUGCCUGCCCAACGGUCAAGGCAAUGUUUGUGAUGGCGAAAGCAAAUCAUCAAGUUCAUUCGAAACAUCAUCAUCCACCUUAGUAAACAAUAUACCCAUACAUCAGACAAAUGCAUCUACCAAACGAGUUAAAUCUUGUCAGGAAAUUCUUCGAUCAGUUAUUCAGACACCACAAAAUUGUUGCGAAAUGGAACGAUUAUUGUAUCAUCAUCCCGAUGUCGCCAUUGAUCUGAUUGAUGAUUAUACUUUUGCUCGCAAUCGUCGACUUAGUGAAUUUACUGAACAUAUGUCCGUCAAAGAAUACCUUUACUAUCAAUCAUGUCGAUCGGUAACAUUUUUUGGUUCGUCAACUGGUUCACAAACAAUAUCAAAUUCAAUGUUCCAGAAAUUUCAGGAUUGGAUACUUGGUUCAUUUGACGAGGUUGAUCGACUGGAAUUGAAGCCCAAUUCACUUGGAUGGGAAAUUGUACAAUAUUUUGCUCACGAAACUGUUGCUAUUCUAGUCGAAUUGGCUUUGAUGGUUCGUCAUGAUCAAAACCGUCGUGUUUCCAGGCCAGGUAUCGAUGGCGGUCGUCCACUUUAUCCUACAACAAUCGAAUCACAAGCAAUGUCCACAAAACGAAUACGUCGAGAAUUAUCAAUAGAAUCAAGAUCAACAGAUUCGGCUGCUAAAGUAUCCAAAUGUGAUCCAAUGAUGAAUCAGAUUAAUUCUUUUCAUUCAAUCUCGACUAACAAUUCGAAUGGUUUGCAAAAGUCAAAAUCCAACGAACAAUUCGUAGCAGACAUUUUGCGUCGAACAUCUGAAAAGGUAAUGGCUUUUCAAACGGCCUCUACAUCGACAAACAACGCGUCAACAAAUACUGAUAUCCAAUCCUUACCUCAUCAAAAAAUGAAGAAUCUUUUUGGCGCCAUAACUCCAGAACAAAUAUUAGAAGCAAUGCGUAGAUUCGAAUCCGGCUCAAAUGUUUUUAAUCGUUUUCAACGUUGUCAUGGCUGGUUGUUUGCACAAAAUCGUCGUAACCGAAUACUAUGUUUACAAUGUUAGUCAAGCUCUACAAAUAACUAACGUUUUUUUUUAUUUCAUCAACCGAUUCCUGUGAUAUCGAUCAACAAAUUUCAUAAAUCAUC
Molecule: messenger RNA, 1988 nt
Organism: Dermatophagoides pteronyssinus (European house dust mite)
Lineage: Eukaryota; Metazoa; Arthropoda; Arachnida; Sarcoptiformes; Pyroglyphidae
Gene: Spt3
Product: Transcription initiation protein Spt3
Biological process (GO): transcription by RNA polymerase II
Molecular function (GO): protein heterodimerization activity; transcription coactivator activity
Source: RefSeq, a predicted model, not a curated record